AGUUCAAAGAACUGGUGGACAGGGAUCCAGUAAUGCAAGUAUUUCUUCAGCACAAGUCAUCGACAGUGUUGGCGCCGACCAACGCGGCCAUCGAGAAACUGGAGGCCAAACGACUGCGAAAAGACGUUUUGGACAAAAUAGCCUCAUAUCACACCGUCGGAGUGGUGGUGAAGAAGGAGUCGUUUCCGUAUAGUGUCAGCUCAUCCCUUCAAGAAGCGGCUCCCCUUUACCUGAGCUAUAAGGAGCGUCGACCUGUCGGUCAUCACGAGUACUUCCAUCAGGAUAUCAAAGAGUUUUACGUGAAUAACGCGAAGAUCAUCAAAGAGUACACACUUCGUGGUACUAAUGGCGAGCAACUGCUGUACAUCAUUGACGAGGCCCUCGAGCCUUACAUUCCGUCGACACCUCUGCCCCCCUUCGCACUCGAGCUCAUUAGUCAGCCCAACAUCUACGGCAUCGACGAGCGAUGGGAUAACUACUACAAUAAGAUCACAAACAAUAAACAGGAGGCCGUCUUCGAGAGGACGGGCAACCAUACCUUCUUCGUGCCCAUCGGCGACGUGCGGCCCGAGCUCUUCGACAAGUAUGUAGUGCUCGGACACGUCAUCCCAAACCACGUCCUAUUCCUGAAUGUGAUGGGAAAGGAGUCGUACCGGUCGGCCGCCAACGACGCGACCGUCAAUGUGGAGCUCUCUUUGAUUAACCGAACCCUUCGUAUAAAUCCUGAGCAAACAUAUUAUGUUCAGUCGAAUACCAUUAAAGCCGAUCCCAGACAUAACAAGGGGGUUGUCAUGAGUCGUGUGCUCAGAGCCAACAUUCCCGUCAAGAAUGGUGUCGUCCAUCUCAUCGAGAAACCGCUGAUGAUUAUCGACACCUCAAUCAUUGACUUCCUUCAUCAGGAAAGCGAUGGACGACUCAAGACGUUCAACAAACUCUUGGAUUUGGUGCCAGAGAUUAGAUCAGAGAUCAGUCGACUCGAGCAGAAGACCAUAUUAGCGCCGACUGACGCCGCCUUCAGUAAUCUGAAUGAGAGUGAAAACGACAAUAAAGUGGAUUAUCUCAUCAAAAACAUCGAUCAACUCAGAGAUCUCCUGCGCCUCCAUAUGGUGUCCCAACAGUCCGUCUCGACGGACGACAUUCGCCGCGGAAUCAAACCGGAGGUGUUGUCGGCUGACAAUCGGCGAAGUCUUUUCUUCCGAGUGGUCGGCGACGACGCCAACACUCGGCUCACAGUCGAAGGCGGAGGAGUCAAUGCGACCGCAGUUCAGGCAGACAUCGGCGCCACGAAUGGCAUCAUUCACAUCAUCGAUCGGGUGCUGGGAAUGCCUUUCCAGAACAUCUACGACAAGCUGAAGACCGACCCCUCCCUGUCCUUCUCCUUCGAGUUGGGAAGACAGGGGAACCAGAACUGGAACGAACAGCUGCUCCGAGAGGACAGACGGUUCACAUACUUCGUGCCCUCCAAUGACGCCUGGGAUCAGUUCAAGAGAGAGAAUCCGUCGGAAUAUAAACAGUUGGAAAUGAAGUUAUUUCCCGCAAACACCAGAAAUAUACUGGACAGACAUUUAGUAGUGAACCAACAAAUCUCAUCGACACAACUGGAGACACAGUUCGAUACAAUACAUACCGUGAAAGGCAUACUAAAAGUGGCCAAAAGCUCAGUCGGAUUCGUAAGGCUAAGCGAGAGUUUGUUGGAUGAAAGGUCGAGCCUUCCCAUCAUAGCAAUUGCCAAAUGCGGCUAUAAUUGUUGGCCUAAGUAUGGCAUCGACACCGACAAGGACUUGGAUAUAAACACAAAUCUGAUGCAAAUGAGUCACAAACAUCUGGAUGACUAUCAGAUCGGCGAACUCAGGGGUUGUAUGGAAGAGUGUCUCAUACGAGACACACAAUCAGAAUACUAUCCAUCAGUGGAUCAGUCAUUUGGACCAAACAAUUAG
Messenger RNA from Oppiella nova, 1937 nucleotides. Lineage: Eukaryota; Metazoa; Arthropoda; Arachnida; Sarcoptiformes; Oppiidae. The record is from the annotation of a GenBank genome assembly.